Molecule: messenger RNA, 1131 nt
Organism: Vicia villosa (hairy vetch)
Lineage: Eukaryota; Viridiplantae; Streptophyta; Magnoliopsida; Fabales; Fabaceae
Exons: 9
Coding region: 453-938 (161 amino acids)
Biological process (GO): proteolysis
Molecular function (GO): cysteine-type peptidase activity
Source: RefSeq, a predicted model, not a curated record
AAUUAGAAAGGGCUUAUACGAACAAAAGUCUAAAACCCUAAAUUCUUUCGGUAUCUUCUUCUUAGACUCUCGUUCUCAAAAAUCAUCUACUCCAGAUUCACACUCGUCUUCUCCAAAUCAGUCAGUGAGUUUCACCUACUCGUCUUCUCCAAAAAUCAUAUAUCUCAUCAUUUACACGCGCAGAUUCAGAUUCUCAUCUACUCCAUUCAUUCUCUUUAUCCAUAACUCAAGUCCCAACUUGCUGAGUCAAACUCGUCUUCUCCAAAUCAGUCCGCUUGUAAGAAAAGGACCAUUGACUAGAUUUUGUCUAAAGUAUUAUUUACGACAUUCUCAAGUCUGUGCAUACACAAGGAAGACUUUAAGGUCAUGUGAUAGUUAGGCCAUGCAAUUUAUAGUCUUGAGAAAGCAUGUUGGAAUUAUAGUUCUAGCUAAUAUGAAAUUGUGUUAGAAGCAUGUUCAAUUUAAGGUUAGUUGAGGACCAUCUCAACCGUUUUAUGGCCAGCACAAAUUCAGAAAAGUUGUUCUUUUUACCGUUUAAUACCGACAACGGUGGACAUUGGUUGUUGGUCGCGAUUAAUCCUAUCAGAGAAGUUGUAUAUUUUCUGGAUUCCUUACACAAUCCAGUUAGUACAUACGAAGCUAUGAAGGAGUUGGUUGAUACCGUUAUACAAGUUUUUCGAGCACAAAGAGGAAGUCAAGUACCAAAGAGUAAAGCUAACAACAUCACAUGGAUUCGAGUGGAGUGUCUUGGGCAGCGUAAUGAAGUAGAUUGCGUUUUUUACAUGUUGCAGUUUAUGAAAGAAAUUCUUCUUUCGAAUCAAAUAGAGACUCCGUCCAAGUACUUUGAUGACUUCAAGUGUGCUACUUACUCAAGAUCUAAGUUGGAUGAACUUAAGGAGGAAUGGUGUCAAUUCAUGAUUGAGUUGAAAGUUGUAUAGGAUAUUGAAGGGUAAAAAGGUUACAUUUGCUGGCAAGAAGAAAAAGUAGAUAUUUAGCAUCCUUUUGACUUGGAUGUAAUUUUGUGUAAUUGUUUUCAUUGAAUUGGAUGUAAUUUUGUUGUUUUGGGUAAAAAUAUUUUGGAUGAUGCAAUUGUUUUCAUUGAAUUAUAUUGGAUGUAAUUUUGUUGUUGUU